CACCCCGUUUUUAAAUUUUAUUUAUACUUUUCAGAUAUAUGCAUUUCACUGAUUUUACAAUCAUUUUGACAUUUUAAAACUUGACUUCCUUCCCCUUCUCUGCGAUUCCUUAAAUGUAUUUUUAAUAUCUUCUGCAUAUCCAAACUUAUUUAUUUAUCUUCUUUUAAUAUAUACUCUUGCGUAGCUGCAGGUUAUUACAGUAAUCCUGCCCGUGUUAACAAUUUAUCUGUAAAUAUUCAAUAAACCAUUUCCAUUCUUUUAUAAAAAGUUUGUUAUCUUGAUUUCUUAUUCUUCCAGUAAGUUUUACCAUUUUUGCAUAUUCCAUAAGUUUUUGUAUCUAUUCUUCCUUUGCUGGGACUACUUCUUUCCAUUUUUGGGCAAGUAACAUUCUUGCCUGGUGGUAAAUUCUAACAUUUCCUUCCUUUGUGCACUCUUGUUUAUUGUAACUUUUUUUCUAUGUCCUCUCCUCCUACCCCACUGAACACCUUCACUGGGUCAGGGUGGAAUUCCUUAUAGUUAGCAUUCUGUUCCUGACUGCAGCUUGGCGCUUUUGGGAAGCCCUUGAAGUUGGGAGCAGAACGGCAGCACCUAGUAUUCAUAGCGUGUAAAUAUUUUUCUUCCUAUUUAACUUUUAUUAUGCCUCUUAUGCUCAUUCUUUAGUUUUUCUAUAAUGUAAAGCCCCAAACUUCACAUUUCCUUGCAUAUGAGGCGCUACUGAAUACAGCAAAAAGAGACAAGGGAUAGGUCCUUAUCUUUACACAUAUCCCACGUUUUGUGAUGGGGAUGACCAGUACACAUGUGAAAGAAUGUUUGUAAUGAUCAGGUUACCUGAAAGAAUGUCUUCUCCCAUAUAGAUUUGCACAACAGAGAUCUUUCUGGUUGUGCCACAGCCUUGGAUUUAGCAUUAACUAGGAAGAGGACCUUUUUUGCAGUGGCACCCACUCCAUGGAAUGGCCUCCCCAUUGGAAAACGCAUGAUUCAAAUGGUGUAAUUCUGGUGCAUGCUGAAAACUUUUGUUUUACCAUGUUUUUUGCUGGCUUCUGAUGCCAUUAUGCGAAAAGGGUGUUAAAUGCAGUAUUCACUAUAGAACACAAUUCUAUAGUGCAUUCAAAACUGCAUUCAAAAAAAUGGUAAAGUCUUGACUUGUUUGCUUCCUUGUUUAUCUGCGAGUGCAGGGUGCGCUAUUUCAUGGAGCAAGGGGAAGUUGUGAAGUGACACACCCCACACCUGCAAAUAAAAAAGGAAUCAAACAAGCCAAGACAGCACAUAAAAAAUUGUAAAGCGUUAGACAUAAAAAACUUCCCUAUACAGGGCUGCCUUCAGAUGUCUUCUAAAAGUUGGAUAGUAGUUUGUUUCCUUGACAUUUGAUGGGAAGGCGUUCCACAGGGUGGGUGCCACUACCUAGAAGGCCCUCUGCUUGGUUCUCUGUAACCUCACUUCUCGCACUGAGGGAACCCCCAUAAGGCCCUCAGAGCUGGACCUCUGUGUCUGGGUGCAUUUAUAAAUUUUAAAUUUAUUGUUGUAGAUUGUUUUAAUUGUUUGUUUUCCUUCUGGGACCGUUCCCCCAAGUGUGUUUUAUAAGCUGGUCUCCGAUCGUAAUAAAUUAUCUAUCUCUAAUAAUAUAUUUUUUAAAAAAGCUAGUGUGCAUUUGUCUUUUUUUUUUUAGUAGUUGCUGUGUUGAAGAUCAAACACUAUAUCCAAUAUUCAUAUCCUCUGCUACACUUUCAUUGUUGAGAUUCCUGCAUUGCAAGGGAUUGGAAGACUAGAUGUCCCUUGGGAUUCCAACUCUACAAUUCUAUGAUUAACUGGCUCACACAUACAGCACUAUGUGAACUCCUGGAUCUGAAAUGGACUAUGUUAUGCUUACACUGUCACCAAAGCUGCUGGAGACUGCUUCACAUAUAGUUAAGAAAUCCUUACCUGCCACUCAAAGUGUAUAUGCCCCUUAUUCAUACAUACAACAAGGAGAGUGCUUCUCUUGCCAGCAUAAAUUUUAUCUAAAUGUGUGUCAAUAUUGUAGUGAUGAGUACAAGAUUUCUAGGUGGACUUCUUUUGGACCAAUGUUCUAGUACUCGGCAUACACACAAUAUCUUUUGAAGUACAUUUUUAUCACAAAGAAUGCUGUAGCUAUGUGAGGGGGAAAUUACAGUUCCCAGGAUUUUUUUUGGCGGGGGAUGACGACAAUGGGUGUGGCUGUGUACACACCACCUUAAAUGUUUGGCGGGUCAGACUAAACAAGCAGUAGCAUCACGUUUCCCCCCCCAGUCUGUAGCAAAAAAGAAAUAUUCUGGGUAAAAAGCAGGCUUGUGCGACCUUGGAAACCAACAAAUUAAGGUGCUACUUAUAACUUUUUUUUACUAUGAGCCUAAUGCACCUAUAUUACUUUGUAAGAUAACAUGGACUGAUUACCUCCCACACCCUCAGUAUUUGUAAGCUUCCCUCUAUUAUUAUUAUUAUUAUUAUUAUUAUUAUUAAUUGAAUUUAUAUACCGCCCUAUACCCGGAGAUCUCAGGGCGGUUUUCCCCUCAAAGUUGCUCGCAACUGAAGAUCAUAGAAUGGGAUAUGACAUAUUAGAAGCUGCAAGUUGCAGCUUUUAUUUUUGGGAGGGUGGCUGGGCGGGCAUUGCCCAAACCCCAGCGGGGCGGCAGAAAGGCGAAAGGCUGGGAGGAAUCCCUAAGCACUCACGUAAGAGCCUUCGCCUUUUUGAGCAUCCACUUUGCGCAUGUGGUCUCUUGUCACACCCCUUUAAAACCCACGUCAAGUUCAACCUGUGAGGACCAGCUUGCUCCCUCUAGCUAGUACCCAAAAAUAAGGAAGGGCCUCUGCCGAUUUCAGCCUGGGACUGAGGGAAUCGCUGCCCAAAGCAGCUGGAGGGCUGCGCGCCACUCCCUGUCGAGCACGUGAGACACUUUCGGAGAGCUGAAGCGCCACAACCUGCCGGGCCAAUGGAUCCUCCAGCGAAGUCCCAGCAACAGGUCCUCGUAGCAUCGGCCUCCCUGCUUUCCCAUAUCAGCUGGAAGCCAAGGAGGGAAAGGAAGGAGAGAAGCCCCCGUUUGCUCCAACUACAGCGGAUGCUCUCCGUAACAAACCAUGGCCGCCCCCAUCUUUAAAAAGUCCACAGCCGGGAGAGGGCGGGAGCGGCUGCUCUAGACCGCCCUCUCUCGCUCUCUCGGCUCGGCAAUGUGUGUUUCGUUUCCGUACAACAACAUGGCGCCUGCCAUUCGGGCACCGCGAGAGAGUCGGGGAGGAGGAGAGACGCGAAGGAAAGCGCCCGGGGCGCAAAGCAUCUUCUCCUUCGCGACAGCCGCGCUGUCGUAAACCGGUGAAUGGCUCCCGUGUGGCGAAGGGGGAGAGGCGAGCUGGGGAUUGUGUGCGGCGGCGGCGGCCCUUCUCUCUGAGGCGCCUGUCCUUCUCCCCCCACCGCCAUCGGAGAGACAUGGAUCCCAACCGGAUCAUCCAGGCGCUCAAGGGCACCAUCGACCCUAAGCUGCGCCUCGCGGCCGAGAGCGAGCUGAACCAGGUGAGAGCGCAGCCUCCGGCCCCCUUCGCCGCCCCCGCCCCGCCCAGGGGAUCGCGGCGGAGGCACUUCGGGGAUCAGCUGCUUCCCCUCCCGCCAGGCCUCGGCGGAGGACGGGGCUUUGUUUUCCCCUCAGGGGGUGGCCUCCCUCCUCGCCUCCCCCUCUUGCCUCGCCAUGGUGGGCGCGCUCUUUCCAUCUCUGAGGAGAAUCCUGUCACUGCACCUCCCCACCCGAAAACAGCCUAGCGGUUUCCUUAACGGAUUUACACGGCUAUUCGCCUACAUUCCUGUCCCGCCUCUCCUCCUCCCGAGGUGCGCUCUUCCCGUGUUUUAUCCCUCACAGUAUCGGUGCCGGAUCCCGGGGGCCCCCAAGCACCCACAAAAAUUCCCAUGAAGGGGCCGGGCAGCCACAAAUCCCGGCGCCAGGGCCAUGCACGAUGCACGGCACCCGUGGCCCCAGGCACCCAAGCUGGCGCUCCUGCCUCACAGCCAUCCUGUGAGGUGGUUUAGGCAAAGAGAGGGUGGCUGGCUCUGGGAUCACGCAGCCAGCUUUCAUGGGUUGAGUGCGGGAUUUGAACCCAGGUUUCACCCAGCCAGGACCUUGGGUGGUCUCUCAGCCACAAAAGCUGACCCCUCCUCCCUGUGAAGCACCCUUCGGUCUUUUCAGCUCCAGAGGACUCUGUCCAGAAGUUCGCCUGUGGGAGCGGGAAGAGGCACUUUGCAGACUUCCAGAUUUACUACUGUGCAUGUUUUCAUGGACUGGAGCCCACACAAAUCUAAUGAGAGAUCUCUAACCUUGGGAAGCUUACCACCGGCCUUGUAAAUAAUCCCGCAGAGUUUGCUUGCCUGCAAAAGACGUUUACUUGCUUGCUGGGGGCUGACAGAGGAGGGAGGGAGAGCUCUGUCCCUGCUGCAGCAGCUCUAUACUAUGACCGUGUACAAGCCAUACAUUUAAAGCACAUCCUCCCCCGUAAACUGUAGUUUAAUUGUGCUGGGAAUUAUAGCUGUGUGAGGGAUAAGCUACAGUUCCAAGGAUUCUCUAGGGGAAAGCAUUGUGCUUUGCAUGUGCUUUAAAUGGGGUGUACGCAGCCCAAGUUGCUAUGCUGGGUUUGUAGAAGGGGGCUUCCCUCUGGCAACACACUUGAUUUCUGUGCUGGGCAUAGUCUGUGACUACCUGUAUCCAAAAUGGUUUUCCAAUAGAACACCAGAUGUGAGACCUGUAAAUAUUAUGGUGGUGUUUAUUUGUUCCUUUGAAAAAAAAUACAUCUAAAAAGAAAAGAAAAGAAAAGAAGGGACAAGAUACUUCAUCUGUCUUCAGCUAGCCUUUCACUUGCCUGCAUGUCACCUAUAGCUAUUAGGCUAGUUCUUACAUACAAGACUAGUUUGGACCUUAAAAUAUGUCAGUCUACAGGGGGCCAGAAGACGCUGCUGUUUUAAGAGAAAAGUAUGUGUGUGUGUGUUUGCUGUAACAGGCUGACAUGGCAACCUCACUGAAAGUUCUGUUCACUUUUGUUUGGCUUUUAAGCAGACAUCUCAAGUUUUGAAGGUUGACAACAGGUUUUGGAAUUUUGGGCUCCCUGGUUGGUAUUAUAGGUACUCUACAGGUCUUAGACUUGUGGCUUUUAAUUUCGCAACUUUUUUAAACUAUCCUAACCAUUUUUUGGUGGUGAAAUUCCUUCAUGCUACAACCUAUGGUAGUUCCUAUGAUUCUUCAGCAUAGUUAUUUUUUGACAAGUUGACUUCUUCAUCACCAUCCCUCCGGAAUUUUGAUACUUUGAAAUUAGAUUGUGAACUUUUCCAACUUUUUUAAAGGUUGCCAAAUUAAUUACAAAUCAGCAAGCAGUAAACUUCUGCUGCAAGCCCCACUGAACUCAGUGGGACUUCCUUCUGAGUAGGCAUGUAUAGGAUUGCUUUACAUGUCAAAGUAAAAUGCCUCACUUUAUGGAAUCAUUAUACGUGUACAUUGAAGGUUAGUUCACAGUCCCUUAAUGAUCAAAACUACUGCUAAGCAACCGCAUGAGUGACAGUUGUAUUAGAUUAGGAUAGAAGAUCUCAAAUCAUUCACAAGUCAAUGGCAAGAUUCUGUGGUAACUGGAUUGUUCAAAAAGAGUCAUGUCAAAAAACAUCAAAGCUAUGAUACCUGAGAGAGAGCAGAAGGUUGUUGAAUUUCAGCUUGGAAUCAACAUGCUUCCCGUGAUCCAAGAAUUCUUAGCUUGUAUACAUAUCUACUUUAGAUAAAAAAGAUCCAGGAACUCGUCAGAAUGCCAACUUGUAGCUUUAUUUGUACAAAGCUUUUUUUGUAAUUUUCAUAAUGUAAAAAGAUAUCAACACAAAGCAGUAUAUUACUCAAGUCAACUUUGACAGGGCAUACAGACUGCAACCCCCCGGCACAUCUUUACAUCCAAACUAGUUGUAAAAGUUUUUAGUUGCUGCAUAUAAAUACACAUAACAUGUUCAUUUGGUUGUGAUUCUGACAAUGGAAAUGAAGGUAAAAAUGGUCGGAUGGGGGUGGUGUCAUUGAAAGCUUAAUUUCCUAGCUCUUGUUUGGUUCCAUACUUUUUCGAAAAAAAGAAGAGCAGAAUGUGAUUUUCUACAUUAUGUUGUUUGAAGUAUAUGUUUCCUUUGGCCUUCAUUGCAGAAGGGUCAUGAAAGAACUGCCAGCAACUAACAGCUCCUAAGUCAGGAGUCGCCAACCUGAUGGGUACAUUUGCAAUCUGGACAACAGUUAUGGGCAUCCCACACAUGCCCUAUUCUAGUUGCUACAAUAGAAUGCUUCUUUUUAGCCUAAUUUCAGCAGAGGGAGAGGUUCCAGGGAAGGUGGACACAUUUGCAUGAUUCAGAAGCUUCAAAUAUCAAGUUUCUAAAUUGGGGAGGGGCUAUCUGAGUUAUUAUUUCUAUUGUUAUGCAUCAUCUAUGUUUAAUGUUAUGGGGCCAUAGCUCUGUGGUAGAGCAAUUGCUUUGCAUACAGAAGGUCUCAGGGUUCAGUCCCUGGCAUCUGCAGGUAGGAUUGGGAAAGUCUCUCAUCUGAAGCUCUGGAAAGCUGCUGCCAGUCAGUAUAGACAGUAUUGAGAUGGAUGGACCAAUGGUCUGAUAUAAGGCAGCUUCUUAUUUUCACUGCUUGUUUUGAAAGAAGCCAAAGGAGAGCCUUAAUGACCCAGAUGGAAUUCUGCCCUUUAUCCAUAAUUCUCUCUUGCUUAAAUUUCUGAUACCCAGAUUUAGGCUUUCUUUUUUUAAAAAGUAUCCAGCGUAUAUUGUGGCAUUCAUCCUGGAUGAACAGCAAAGGAGGUAUUCAUUUUUAAAGAGGAUCAGAUCGGUUACAGUUUUACUUUUGUCCUUGACAUGCUGACACAUUUAGCUGCCAACUGCUGAAUGAGGUCUUCGAAACCUUCUAGCAGAUUUUAGUAAAUCAAUGCCACAGUGAUGCUAAUGCAGUUCCCAUUUGGGAGAGUUAAGUAUAGUGAACUGUCGUCAAAAGAAUGCAACAGCUACAGACUUCUUAGGAUGUACUCCAUUAGUGACUGGUGCUGAUCCAUCAGUACCUGGUCUUGCAUUUCCUUUGUGCUUGUGCUAUUGCAGUGUGCCUGGUGCAGUGGAAUCUGGCAGAAAAUAGAGGGUCUGGGAAACUAGAGGGUUCUUGGUUGAACCAAGACGGGACCAAGGCAACCCAGUCAGCCAUAUCAAGUCAAAGGCCAUCCAUCUACUACAAAUAAAAGAUAUUUCAAGUGUGAAAGUUGGUGGGGUUAGGUGAAUGCAGGAGUGAUAUGGGCAGUACAGUUUACAGCUACUCUCCUGCCCCAGUGGCUAAAGUUCAAAUAAAAUAUGAGCGACGGGAGAGAAACCAUUUAAGGAACUUUGGAAAUUGUUAGAGGGUUUUAAUGUUGUGUGAUUUCAUAUCCAGCAGUCUUUUUUCACUUAGAAGCUCAAUCAUUCAGAAUAAUUUUCCUGAGUGCUCUUGUUGAGUUGAUUUUUUGUGAUAUCGGAAAAUGCCUUUUCCUGUGAUAACUGGAAACUUCCAUCAGAAUGACUGUGAUCAGGCUGACACCUUUUUUCCUUCUUCCAGUUAUUUUAACUUAUUCACUGAUCCACAAAAAAGUAUGUAAAGGUCAGCACAGAAAAUUACCUUAAAAAUAUGUUGCAUAAAAUUAAUAUAGGAAAGUAAUACUGUACUUUGAAUGUACUUUGUACUUCUCAACUGUUUAUGAAGGUAAUAGUGUUUUAUUAGAAGCUUUGCUGUUGCAAGAAGCAGCAACAACAGCUUUGCUGUUGCUUAUAGUUUGGAGGUGGAAAUAGUAUUAUUAUUUUCCAAUUUUAUUAGAGAAAUAAAUGGUCAAAACCACAACUGGAUUCAAGAGCAGAACAAAACCUGUUGUGUCUAAGCCAGCUGUUCAUUUGGAGUGUGUCCACCGCAUGCUCAGCCCUUCAAACUGCUUAACUUUGCAGGAGAACAUCUGAUUUGGAAGGAAAUAAUCUUUUUCUUAUUCAUGGCAAUAAAGAAUCAUAGAAUUGUAUAGUUGGAAGGGACUCCAAGCAUAAUCUAGUCCAAGCCCCUGCAAUGCAGAAAUCUCAACUAGAUCAUACAUGACAGAUGGCUAUCCAACCUCUGCUAAAAAAACCCUCCAAGGAAGGAGAAUACUACAGGUUAACUUGUUUUACAAUAUAUGGUGCUUUUCUGAUUGACUUUCUAUGCAUUUCAGUCCUACAAGAUCAUCAACUUUGCUCCCAGCCUACUACAAAUAAUAGUUUCUGAUCAAGUGGAAUUCCCAGUCCGACAGGCAGGUGAGCAGAAAUUAUUUCUAUGUGCUAUGUUUAGAAUUUGGUUUGAUAGUCAUACAUAUCCAAAUUCAGCUACUGUUUCUUACUUUGAUGGUUUGCUUGCCUUGGCUACUGAGACCUAAAGUUCAGAACAUGUUCCAGCAAAACAAGGAGGGUGCAAUAAAGAGCCUGUGAGGAGAGUCCCAAGGGCUCUAUAAGGGCUGCAUUUGGACCUUGGGGUUUUUUUUUAAAAAAAAUUCAGCAGUCUUCCAUGUGCUAGGACACUAGGACUUAGGGAUGUUUUUCUUCUUUCAAUUCAGCUGCUAUUUACUUGAAGAACAUGGUGACGCAGUACUGGCCAGACCGAGAGCCACCACCUGGAGAAGUGAUAUUUCCAUUCAACAUUCAUGAAAAUGAUCGGCAACAGAUUCGGGAUAACAUUGUGGAAGGAAUUAUUCGUUCUCCAGACUUAGUGAGGUAUGUCAGGCUUGGGGACAUGCAUCAGAAUUCCCUGAAUUGUGUUCCAGGGAGAACUAAUGCUUCCAUUAGGUAUGAAUUAUGCAGAUCAUGCUACUUUACGUCAGUUUUUACUCUGUAUUUUUCUUUUUGAAAAUUGUGGUUUUCCAGGAGGUGAUGGGUUAGGAAGGGUAAUGGAAAGUAAGCUAAAGGACUUGGAAUCACUUCUGCAAUAAUUCUUAAGUGGAGGCUUCCCAGAGAGCUGUUUCUAAAGAAGAUGGUUUGGAUAUUUCAUGUUAAGGUCUAAAUGAGAGUUGUAGAGAGGCAGGCUAAUGAACAAAGGGCAAUUAAAGCUAAAAUAUCAUAUCCUUUUCUCACACCAAGGAAGUUUUGUUUCCCAGAUGAAGAUAAAUAAAACCCUUUAUAAUCCGUUUUUGACCCAGUCUAGAUGAUAAAGAAAGGUCUGUUCUCACCCUGCCUGCCAGCUGUUCCACAUGAGUGUGUAAUAGGGAAAGGCUGUAGUUCCUUGGUAGAGCGCAUGCUUUGCAUGCAGAAGGAUCCAGGUUCAAUCUCUGAUGUUUCCAGAUAGGCUGGGAAAGACUCCCGCCUGCAGCACUGGAAAGCCGCUGCCAUUCAGUGUGAACACUACCGAGUUAGAUGGACCAAUGGCCUGGCUUGAUAUAAGGCAGCCUCCUGUGUACAUGUGCAGGCCUGAUUGAUACCAACACAGAAUCCAGAAAUGGGCUGUGCGAUUUGGUCUGAGUGUGCGGAUAUAUGCACAUGGGCCCUCUGCAGACAUUAGGUCUAUUCAUGGAUAUCGGGUGGCCCAGUGGAUGAUACCAUCUCACUGUCCCACUGCAUAUAGCCUCUAGGUCACCCAGGAUUGACCCUGGGUUAAUCAUAGAGACUGAUGGUCUGCAAGUUUGCAAAUCUUGUGUGCUUUAGUUUCUAGUAGUCAUUAAUUUGUGUGUAUGUUGUUUAUUUUGUUAGUCCAUUGCUCUCUGAUAACUCGAGGAGGAAGGAGAAGACACCAGCAAUAUGGUUUCAUUACACAGUAUCCAACUAAACAGUUCCUCCUCUUCUUCUUCCACUAGUGCAGUGACUUCUAGGUGUUUUAUGGAAUUGCCCUGCCCUCUCCUCUCCCUGUAUGACCCCUAAAUCUGUUCUUGGGUUUCCCCCAACCCUUCAGAGCAGAUUUAUAGGGCAAGCUGGGCAUGUGCAGGGAAGUUCCAAUCCAUAGCUAAAACGCCUUGCACUAGUGGAACUUUGUGGUUGCAUACUGCCCAUAGUUACACUGAAUGUGAUUUCACAUAUAUCCCCUCAUCCUGUCUUUGUCUUUUGAAAGGUUUCUGAUAUUCUCCUUUUGCGGAGGAUUGUCUGAUAGCAUUUGUUUAUUUGCUCUGGGUUUCUGACAUGCUUAAAGAAUUUGCUUCUCAAACUGUUUACCAGAAUGUGUUACUUGCUGACACUCUCUUCUUCUUCCCCAACCUUUCAGGGCCCAGCUGACAAUGUGCCUCCGCACUAUUAUCAAGCAUGACUUUCCAGGUCACUGGACUGCAGUGGUGGACAAAAUAGGCUAUUACUUGCAGUCUCCCAAUAGUGGGAGCUGGCUUGGAAGUCUGCUGUGCCUGUACCAACUCGUGAAGACCUAUGAGUAAGUGGAUCUUCUUCUGGGAAAGCCCCUUGCCCAGUAGCCUUGCUCAUACAGAUGGCAGUGUCUGGAGAGCACCUCCAAAUACAUGCAUGUACCCCUCCUUUUGCCUUGACUGGUUCCUUGGAGAAAUAGCUUCUCAAUUCUCAAAGUAGAAUGUAUGUGUGGGGAGGGAGAAAGACAGGAGUCCACCCAUGUGCUCAGGAGAAGGCAGCUCUAGCAAAUGGGAAGCAGUCCUUGCAUUCAUCAAGGUUAGGGCAGAGUGAGUAACAUGAGAAGAGAGACUCAUGCUUUUUUCCAGAUGAAAGUAGAUAGAGCUUGAUUGCUGUGUGCAAUAUGUGAGUCAACAUGAAGGUUCAAGUAAUUAUCAGAUUACUUGAUAAUGCUGUACAGCUGUGUAAGUUAUAGCAUAUUUGCCAAUAAGUCUCUGAUUUGCUGUGCUGAAAAAUAGAUAAAAAUGGUCAUGCAGGGGUGGAAGGAUGGCAAGCAAUAUUGAAUCUUUUCCUUAAAAUGUAGAAGAAUUAGGACAAGUGUAAAAGUUUGCUCCCUAAUUGUUUCUGGGUCUGGCUACUUCUACAGAUACAAGAAGGCCGAGGAGAGAGAGCCCCUCAUCGCUGCAAUGCAGAUAUUCUUGCCUCGGAUUCAGCAGCAGACAAUCCAGCUCCUUCCUGACAACUCCCAUUACUCUGUGCUCCUUCAGAAACAGAUCUUAAAGAUUUUCUAUGCACUUGUUCAGGUAUGAGCCUCUGCACGUAAAGCAAUCAGAUUAUAGAGAGUUCUGGGGUGGGUGUGGGGGACCCUCUGCAUCAUUUCCCUUAAGAGGCAUACUUCAGAGUGUUUCAUUCACUUCAAGCUUGCUUACUUACAAAUUUGGAUGUUUAAGAUUACAGUCUUAGGCCUGGACUUCACAGUAUUUCAGAAAAGAAAAAAUGCUAAUGAGAGAUUGUAACGCCUUACAAUAAGCCUGCAACUUGCAUGCGGGUUACGUUCUGAGGAUUGUGCUUAAAGCCAAAAUCAUGUAGAGUCAAAACACAUUGGAGGUACAGUAAUGGCAGUUGGAAUUGCCAAAGUCUUUUUUCCUGAAUUUCCUCCCCCUUUAGAAUUUUUUUUGCCAAGUGCGUAAAGCUGAAUGAGCACAAGUUAAGUGUGUGCAAGUUGCAGGCUUACUGUGUGUUUAUAAGUGCCCCUGGAAUGGACAUAUUUAGUCCUCUUUAGAAAGUCCUUAACUAUGUAAGUUUGACUGUGUAAAGUGGGGAGCUCUUUGUACUUAAGAAGGCUUCUUGGACAUUGUAGAAACCAAGAUUUCCCUUCAAAUGAAUGGGGGCCUUAUUUUCUAAGUCUAAUUGCUGUGCAGGGAGGGAAACUGAUGAGGAGAGGCAUUUUGCAGCCCUGACACCUUUUUUAGAACACCCUUUCUGCAUUCCCUUUCUGUUACUUCUGUGUAUCACAAUACCUCCACACUUCCCCCCAUGCUUCUUCUGUAUUCCCCUGUGAAGCUCCUGAUGUACUCCUCUUAAAUAAAUCGCUGAAAGUCAUUGCUGCCCAUGGAUGACCAGGUGACCAUCACAUAACAUACACUCCCAGGGCAUUAAGAAAGGUAGUCCUACCCUGUCUCUUGGAGCAAAAAUAAGUAAAUAAUCCAGCUGCGUUGUGGUGUUGUAUCAGUAGUAUAAUAAAUUGUUUUCUUUAAUAAAAACAAGGUGUAAUCUCUGGAUUCUAGUGCAAAUAAUAUAGUCUGGAAACACAGCAAUACCUUUACUCUUUGUGUGUGACACCCUGCCCCACCCCAUCUUUUUCUUCCUUUCUUUAAUUCCAGUAUGCACUGCCACUUCAGCUGGUGAAUAACCAAACCAUGACUCAGUGGAUGGAGAUUUUCCGGACUAUCAUCGACAGAAGUGUGCCUCCUGUAAGGAUUCUAUUACUGGGCAACACUAAUGCCUUUGGGGAAUAAGAAAGGGGGAAGUGUAGUUUAAGGGGCAUAUUAACUUAACACCGCCCCCACCCCCCCAGUUUGCAGUGUUAUUAGAGGCUUAUCCUCUAGUUGUGUUCCAGUAUUUUAAAAAAGGAGGCAGAAAGAAGGACAGGAGCAAUUGCUCACACUUUCCACUAGCUUGGCAAGAAUAUAGUGUUUCUGAAAUACAAGGAAGAAGAUACGUAGGAAAAUCUGACUUCAGGUGCCUUCCACAAACCUGCUGCCCCCCGCCAGCCCUCUUGGCCUCUGUAAGCACCGAGUGAUGUCAUCACAACAUGUGACCAUUGGCUGCCUUGCUCAUGGUACCCUGUUACAAACUGAGCACUGUUGCAGCCUCCCAACUACAGUAGUGUCUCUGGCUGUUGCACGGUCUCUGGGCCCUGUUGGGUUUCAGUGCCCAUGUAUACCCAGGACUUGCAAGGGACCCAUUGCCUGUGCAUCUCUGUGUGGGCCGUGUUCUAUAAAAGCAGAUUAGCACAGGAGUGUUCUGCCAAGUGUGGUUGCGGAAUCUCCCUCUUUGAAGGUUUUCAUGGAAAGCUUAGCCAGAUUCCUUUUGACCAGGCUGGGCUUGGGGCCAUUGGCUGCCUUGACAUGGGGAGAAGGAAACAAGCUUGCGCUGGAGUGGAGCAGGCAGAAGGUACUGCUCAGUUGACUCUGUUGUAGAAGCUGAUAUUGCCCGUUCCCUUACAUGCUUGAAGAUUGCUCCAAGACCUAAGUAUGUACAGUGAUGUAGCUUAGCCAGAACCUAACCUUAGUCCAUGAGGAUUGAGACUCAAGCUGUGGAGUUCGUGACAUAUGCAAGUUACCGUAUUUUUCGCUCUAUAAGACGCACCAGACCACAAGACGCACCUAGUUUUUGGAGGAGGAAAACAAGAAAAAAAAUAUUCUGAAUCUUAGAAGCCAGAACAGCAAGAGGGAUUGCUGCGCAGUGAAAGCAGCAAUCCCUCUUGCUGUUCUGGCUUCUGGGAUAGCUGCGCAGCCUGCAUUUGCUCUAUAAGACGCACACACAUUUCCCCUUACUUUUUAGGAGGGAAAAAGUGAGUCUUAUAGAGCAAAAAAUACGGUAGUUUUGCACGAUAUAUUAUACAAGCUUUAAAGAUACACAGUUUUGGCUUGAUGUUCUGUGCAUGCUAUGACAUGCCAGGGCAGGGUCUGAAGGCACCUGAUGCUGCAGCUUUGCUGAAGCCAAGCAGGUCUGAAUCUAGUCAGUGCCAGGAUGUCAGAUGCUUACGAAUCCUGUGUAUCUUGCAUUGAGGUUUACCAUGAAUAGAAAAUAAGCAGGAUAUAAUUCAUAACGUAUCGAAAGGUAUGGGGUGGACACUACAGCCUGCAUAAUCUGUGUAGUCUGCAGAGUAUGAACCAUGUGGAAUUUGCCUCAGUAACAAAUUCUGAGGGUUUUGUAUUGCUGGUUUCAGAGAACAGUCUCAAAAGAAGUAAUUUUCAGUCUUUUUACAGUGCUGUCCUAAGCAUGUUUGUUCAGAAGUAAAUAUCACUGUGUUCAGUGGGACUCUUUUGAUUAUGAAUCUUUAUAUUUUAAUGUUUGUGUUAACUGGUCUUUAUACAAUGUAAACCACUUCAAAGCCAAUUUUGGUCUUAGGUGGGGUGUGUGGGUGUGUGUGUGUGUGUGUGUAUAUAUAUAUAUAUAUAUAUAUAUAUAUAUAUAUAUAUAUAAGUUUUCUUAAUGUUCAGCGUUAAUUUGUGUACACAUUGGCUGAUAGUUAUUUCCUUUCAUUAGGAGACUCUGCAGAUUGAUGAAGAUGAUAGGCCAGAACUAGUAUGGUGGAAAUGUAAGAAAUGGGCUUUGCGGAUUGUUGCUCGCCUUUUUGAAAGGUAAAAUGCUAACUAGAGCAGAUUUUCUGAACUCUGUUUUUCUCAGCACUAUACUUCAGUCAUUUUUCUAUAUAUUUAAUGCAGAGCUUUCCAAACGCUGUGUCAUGACACGUUUGUGUGUUGCAUGAAUACUCCCUGCACCCCUCCAGGGGCUGGAAAGGGGUUAGUUUAACCUCCGGUUUGCUAGUAAAACUGAAUAACUGUGUUGCGAAGUGAGGAAUGUCUAAAAAGUGUGUCACCAACAUUAAAAGUUUGGAAAGCUCUGAUUUAUUGUAAAAAAGUAUCCUUACAAAUCUAAAACAGGAGCAGAAACUUCCAAACUUCUUAUGGCUGCACCAGAGGGGUGUGUGUAUGAGAGAGUCAUAGUCACUUGUGCCUGUAACGGUAAACCAAGGUUUAGCAUUGUGUCUGAACAAGCUCUGUAUGUUCUUUCAUACUUUUGUUCACAUCUUUUGAAAAAGUUUUACCAGUUUUACUGAAGGUCUCCAUUGAAUAUUUUCUUUUGCUCAUUUUCUGUUUCUCAUCUUGCAACUAUUUGUUGAAUUUGUAUAUCAUCCUUCAUCCAAAGAUCACAAGGUAUAAAUGAGAACAUAAAUUACAUAACAGAAAACCCAAAAACAAACUAGAGCUAUUUUGAAUAUAUCUAGAGCGUGCAAAAUCAAGCCAUGCCCCAUUAGCCAUCUUACUGCUUGCCUGGGAGUCAGGAAGUCAGGCAAGCCACAAUGCAUGGUGGGUGGACUGUGUUUGGCUUCGUACACAAGUGCAAGUCACAAGAUAUGAAGGCCUUCUCUAGUAGGCUGAUACCUUUACAUCUUUGACACAUCAUUCUUGCAGCUCUUAAGAGAAGACCAGUUUGCUUAAUGUGAAAUCUGUCUUUUACUAUAGGUGGGUUAUAACACCUGCAUGUAGUUAGCCAAGGGGAGUGUCAGGGAAGAGUUAGAAGUUUCUAGUUUCUCAGAGGGAGAAAGCAUUCCCCAAGGGGGGAGGGAGAGCAGUGAAUCUAAUAGAAGGGAGCAAGAGGAACAACAGGGAGGGACCUGCUGUUCACAGGAAAGGCAAGGGUUCAGUUCUAGCUCAGAUUGGGAGGAGGGGAGAUACAGGCCAGCUCUAGCCAGGAGGUUAGAAAAAAGAGCGGGAAAACGAAGGGAAAGGCGCCUUCGCCAUUUUGAGGGUGGCUGGUCACGGAGAAGCAGAGCUCAGAAGGUAUCUGAAAUAAGUGACUCUGAGGAAUAAUAGUUAAGAACUGUUUAUAAGAUUAUUUUGUUAAUACACAAUAAAAAGUUAUAAAAGAACAAGAAGCGUUUGUGUGGUGAUCUGAAGAGGACAACGACCAGUCCUGACAGGGAGUCACAGUGAGUGUAUGUAUCCUUGUUGCCUUGAGUGGUCCUAGAUUUUGCUUCCCUGCUUUUCUUCUUCCUUUGGUGUCCAGGGUUAUUCUGAGCACACUUUUAUAUAUGAUCAACUUUAGCAGCAUGUGUACGCAUUAACCUUCAGUUUACGUACUCGCUUUGGAUUCUUUCUUCAAGGUAUGGCAGUCCUGGGAAUGUAACAAAAGAAUAUUUUGAAUUUUCUGAGUUCUUCUUGAAAACCUACGCUGUGGGAAUCCAACAGGUAAACAUCUGCCAUUUAUUUUAUUAGUAUGAUAGUUCCACAGCAGGAAUUUUUUACCUGUCCUUGUAUCAUUUCUUUAAUGCAGGGAUAGGGAACUUGUGGCCUUUAAGAUGUUGUUGGGCUGCAAAUCCCAUUAUCUCUAAUCAUUGGCCUUGCUGUCUGGGGCUGAUGAAAGAUGGAGUCCAACAGCAUCUGGAAGGCCACACCUGAGCUUGGGACCUUCUGCACACAAAAAGUCUGCUCUAUCACUGAGCUAUAGCCCUUAGUUUUCCAGGGUGCCCCUCUUCCCAAAGUGAACUGCUGAUUAUUUUUUUUAUUGUAGCUGCCACUUGCACCUCUCUUGCCUCCAUUUUGGCCAGUAGGUCCUCCUCAGAUGAUCAAAUUUGACCAUUGGGCUUCCAGUUGCUGGUCCCUGUUGUAUGUUGUUACAGCAAAUCUUUCCCAUGGCUACCAUGUUCAGGGAUGAUGGUGGUAAUGGAAACAAUCACAGUGUUCUAAUUUUAAGGACAGAUUUUCAAAUGCAACCUGAUAUAUGUUGUUUUUCCUUUAGGUGCUCCUAAAAAUCUUGGACCAAUAUAGGAAGAAAGAGUAUGUUGCACCACGUGUCCUUCAGCAAACAUUAAACUAUCUGAACCAAGGGGUCAAUCACUGUAUAACCUGGAAGCAGAUGAAACCACAUAUGCAGGUCAAUACAAAAAUAGUGAUUGGUGUCCCUGCACAAAUACUGAGGAUUUGAGCUAGAGCUUUUCAUGUAGUGUUGGAGCUUGAAAAAUGAAUUACAAUAAUUAACAUUGCAAUUACUAUAACAUUGCAGUUACUAUAAUGGGAAUGCAGUCACUUGGACAGAAAUAACCAGUCAAUAGCAUAUUUAUUUCAUUUAUCUGUAUUUUAUUCCACACCAUCUGUAGGAUUUAGAGUGCUCUCUCUCUCUCUCUCUCUCUCUCUCUCUCUCUGUGUGUGUGUGUGUGUGUGUGUGUGUAGCUAUCUCCCACCCCUGCCUGAUAACAUUUAGUAAUGUAAAGCAUGUGAUGUGACAUCAUUGCAUUAGCUGCUGGAUUUGGGGGGUACAGUAUGCAGCACACUGUACUGCUGCAGGAUUCAUAAUGAUGAUUUGUUGAGGUGAGGACUUGUGUUUGAAUGAUUAAUAAUGUGAUUUUGCUCUGUUGAACAUUCUCUUUGCAUUUUUUCCUAUUAGACUGUGUGUGAAGAAGUGAUCUUUUCCCUGAUGUGUUAUAAAGAUGAGGAUGAAGAGCUCUGGCAAGAGGACCCCUAUGAGUACAUCCGCAUGAAAUUUGGUAAAUAUGGUAAAUAUGUAUUAUGCAUCAGCUAGAUGAUUUCCUUGCUAUCACUGAUAUUAUUUCCCAGUAGCACCCAAUGUUUGAACAGAUUACUAUACAUUCAGAUCAGCCUACAGUGAGAAGUUUUGUUUGUUUGCACCUGUAAUUUUGUUAGUAUUUAGGCAAUAUAACAAAAGGAGAUAAAACAAAAAAGAUGGCAAAGUAGGACAUGCCCCUGUUUAACCUGUCCAUUGUACCCCAUCCCUAAAUAACAGUUUGUUUAAGCCUCCAUAAAUGAUGAUUGUGGUGAGGUGUCUGUUAAAAACACAAAAUAAGGGAGAGACAGUAGGAUAUUGGCUGAAAGCUGUUUACUUCCAUUAGUGAUUGCUCAUUUAAGAAAUAAAAAGAGCCUUGUUGGGUUGUCCUUGUUCUGUCAAUUUCAGAAUGAUUUGUCAAAAUGUUCUUGUUAAAGAUUGUGCAGUAACACUUGAUGUGGUUUUCUUUUCUUGUUCUUUUUGUUGUUGUUGAAAACUUGAAAGAUGUCUUUGAAGAUUAUGCAUCCCCUACAACAGCUGCUCAGAUACUUCUGUACACUGCAGCAAAAAAGCGAAAAGAGGUACUUAUAAUACAAACACUAUGACAUUAUAAAGGCUUGUACCGCUUCCUCCAUUCUUCAUUGGCUGUGAUGGGAAGCCUGUGGCCCUCCAGAUGUUGUUGGGGAUGGGAAUUGGAAUCCAGCAACACCUGGAGGGCCAAGAUUUCCUAUCCCUGCUUAAAGGCUAUUUGUCUCCCUUAAAAAAAAUAAAUCUUUAUUACAUUUUAAUCCUCUUUGUUAGCCAAGUUGCUCAGGAGCAGUGUACAAGGUAUGUCCCUGCCUGAAAAUCCAAUGUUAUCCUUGCCAUGACUAUCUGAGCUGGUUCAGGCUACAGUGACCCCUCCCAUUCCUCCAGUCUGGACUGAUGCUGCACUCACUCCCCCCCCAUGGGUCACUCUCCCCAUGGGUCAUCUGGCAUUCAUCAACAGCACCACCAGUGUCUUCUUGGUUUAAACAGAAUGACUCCAGUAUUUUUUACUUUCUAGUUCUUAAUUUUCUGCAUUUUGUUCCAUCUGUUUAGGUGUUACCCAAAAUGAUGGCAUUUUGCUAUCAGAUACUUACUGGGCCCAAUGUUGACCCUAGGAAAAAAGAUGGGGCAUUACAUGUGAUAGGAUCUUUAGCAGAGAUUUUGCUGAAGGUAAGCGGAUGAAGACUUGUAAGAUACAUGUAGUUUUGCCACCAAAUAUGUAGUCUUCAAUGUGAUUCAUGAAAACCUUAAUGCAGGGAUCAGAAUGCACAUGUAUAUCUCUGACAGAAGGUCUGUGUAGAGCAGGAGUUGAUAAGGGGUUCUAAGAGAGAUGAAUGAAAAUGGAAUGAACCAAGAUUCGUACAGUAUAUUUUAAUUAGUAUUCUGGGACUACCUGGCAAGUCCUGUUGUAUACAUGUAUUUCAUCAGAGACAUGCAUGGAAAUGAAAUUGAUCUGUGGACAGUAAGGCAUGGUAAGUAGCUCUAGAAUGUUCAUUAAAACAGACGUAUCCUAGUUGUUCUGUUCAAUUUAAAUACCAUCUUGAAAAGCAGGUGUGCAUCAGAGGGCACUUUGGUCCUCAAAACAACUUGAAAUAAUCCCAUGGUAUGCUAUUGGCCCGUAAACCAGUAGUAGCACUUGAAGACGAGAACAGUCAAGCUAGACAGGAAUUUAGCCUGUGCAUCAACAGCCAGGUCUAACCAAAGGAGAGAGCUACAAGGAAGCCUCUUAACAAACGAGGCAAUAUCUCUGGUCUAUAUCAAAACUCCCAGGUUUUGUUUUUCACCUGGUCUUAGAAAGAUAUUCUGGUCCUUUCUGCAGUCUUACUUAAGCACACGAGAAGAGCCUUGCUGGAUCAGACAAAAGGCCCAUCUGGUCCAGUAUCCUGUUCUCAUAGUGGCCAACCAGAUGACUUUGAGUUCAACUGUGCAUGUGACUCCCAGCAAUUGAAAUACAUAGGCAAGCUGCCUCUUAUAGCCUCCUUCAUCUCUGUCUCAUCCCACUUACUGAGCAGGAGUCAGCCCAACAGUGAAGGCCUCAUGCAGACACUUAGGGGCUGCUUUGUAUGUUACAACUUUAGCUUAUAUCUGCAUUGCACAUACUGAGCUAUAGCUUGCAGUACUCCCAAAAACAUGCUUUGAAAUGCACAUUUUUGAUACAGGCAUAUGCCAUAGGGAACUCUCUUUGGCAGGUUCCCAUGUAAGAGGUUGGAUAUUCCUGUAAAACUCUUAAUUCAUAGCAAGUCCGCAUUUCUGGAUACAUGUACCUUCAUAGGGACACAUUCCCACCUGUGGCUGUAAUUGGCCUGGACAGCAUAACAUAUUAACAGUCGGGCAUUUCUGCAUUUUAUUGGACUUAUAUAAUGCCAGAAUAUUUUCUGAGAGUGAACUUGAAGCUAGAAGCUGAUUUUGGUUUAUAUUUGUGCAAUUAGUCUAGGGGAGUUAAAUUUUGGGACAUAAUUGAAUGUUGUCACAUAUCAAAAUGGAGACUAACCUUUUUUGUGGCUACUGUUAAUUCCAUCAGAAGAGUGUCUUCAAGGAUCAAAUGGAGCUGAUGCUACAGAAUCACAUCUUUCCACUGUUCAUGUCGAACCUGGGGUAUUUGAGAGCAAGAGUAAGUGACCAGAGCAAGUGUAUCAUUCUGCAGUAACUUGCUCUUCUUAGCAUCAUUUAGAGAGCAUGCUCCUUCUUACAGCUUCUGGGAGGCUGAUUUAAACUUGUUUGGUUUCUCAAGGGGCAAUGGGGCGAGAUGGCAUUGGGGAUGUUGUUUUGCACAUUGUUGCUCUUUGCUUUUUUUGUUUGCUCUUUUAUUGCUGACAUUCUUGCUUGCUGCCCCUCUCCUGAAGGUUGGGUAACUGUCUGGAGCAACAUUUUCAUGUGGCACAAAGGACUGUUGCCUGUGCAAAACUGCCUUAGUUAUACACAAGUGUCUCUUUGGAACUUGGCCUAGAAUUUUAAUGGUUGUUGUUGGUAGUGGUGGUGGCUUUAAUCAGGGGUGGAUGUGCGCGUGCGCGCGCACACACACACACACACACACACAGUUGUCUAAUGUAAGCCUCUUCAAACCAUAAUACAGUGGUACCUCAGGUUACGUACACUUCAGGUUACAGACUCUGCUAACCCAGAAAUAGUGCUUCAGGUUAAGAACUUUGUUUUAGGAUGAGAACAGAAAUUGUGCUCCGGCAGCGUGGCAGCAGCUGGAGGCCCCAUUAGCUAAAGUGUUGCUUCAGGUUAAGAAUAGGUUCAGGUUAAGUACAGACCCCUGGAACGAAUUAAGUACUUAACCUGAGGUACCACUGUAUGGGGUACAAGUCUAAUCAGCUGAGAACUACCAGCACACAACUAGAUUCCUUAGAGAACAACAGAACUCAGUAGUGUCUGUUUUGCUUUCUCCCUCUUAUGCUGCAGUCCUGUUGGACUCUUCAUUCGUUCAGUACUUUGGAAUUCCACAAUGAACUCAACCUAAGGAAUGCUGUUGAGCUAACAAAGAAGAGCCUGAUUGACGACAAAGAGAUGCCUGUCAAAGUGGAAGCUGCCAUAGCACUUCAAUCCUUAAUAAGCCAUCAGGAACGAGGUUUGAUUUUGAUUUUCUUUCUUUCUUUCUUUCUUUCUUUCUUUCUUUCUUUCUUGCCUCUGCAUGAACAUCCCCAGUUCAAUUCCAAUGCCUAGUUGCUAAACUUCAGAUUCCUUCUGUCAAAAUAAAUGAAUAUUAUGAUAAUUCUCCUCUCUGUAAUGACAGACACUAGAAUAUAGAAUAUGUACCAGCCAGGAAGGGUGCAUCCUUGUUCUCACCCUACUGUGUAUUGUUGCUGUAAAGGUGCACCCAUGUAUUGAGUAUCUAUGCUCCAAUAACAUCAAUGCAUCUGUUGCUACUCUAUCAAGCAUCCUACUAUGUGGUUGUUACUGACUGAAUAAAUGCCCAUGUAGUUCAUUAUUGGCCAUUCAUUUCCCAUUCUUUGAACCUUCAUUUAAGUGUCAGGUAUUUUGACUGCUAAUUAUGCAAAUAGGUCUGAGAUGAAGGUUAGGAUUGGUGUAAUAGCUGCAGACGUUACAGAACCCUGCUUUAGCAAGUCAUCAUAUACUAUCUUCUGCAAUUUUUUUUUUUUUGAGAAAGGGAGCAAGGCGGACCUGAGUGUAUCUUCAAGGAUAAAGAUGCAAAUUCCCCAAAUGGUCUGUUUAGUUUUCUCCCUUUUUCAGCUUUCCAACAUACCACUUUUUCUUGCACCAGUGAAAUAGUUCAGGAAUAGAAAGCAGACAGAUAUGUGUACCUAAGAAGCACUGAUAAAUAGAUAGAUAAAAUGAUAGAUAAAUAGAUAGACAGAUAGAUAUCUAUAUUUUAUCUUUCUAUCAUUUUAUCUUAUCUAUCUAGGGGGUUUAAUCCUAAUCCAGAGCUCCAUGCAUCUUCAUUUAGCAAAUGACCCCUUCUAUCUUUUUCUGUGUUGUUUUUCUGUGUGCCUUUUUAGCAAAGGAAUACAUUAAGCCCUACAUCAGGCCAGUUAUGCAGGAGCUGCUGCUUGUUGUUCGGGAGACUGAGAACGAUGAUCUCACCAAUGUAAUCCAGAAGCUGAUUUGUGAAUACAGUCAGGAAGUAGCAACAAUUGCUGUUGAAAUGACACAGCACCUGGUAAGAGAUAGCAGUGCUCUGAUACAGAGGAAAACCUCUGAUGUUUCUGGUUCCAGUUGAUCUUGUUGGAAUCCAGAAUUUAUUAAGGGAUGUGUAGCUUCCAGCUUUGGCAUUGUAAAGACCAGUCUGCAUGUCUAUAAAAAUAAGUUUUAAACGACUUGGAGAAAAUUAAUUGAAUGCAUUUCUCAUUUUAUCUCAAUAUAAGGCAGUACACCCUGGAAAAUUCCCAUGUGUUUUUGCCCAUACCACAUUUUUUUUCAAUGGGUUAACCCUAAAUAUUGAAACUUUUGUUAUAUUUUUAAACUGCUUUAAAAAAUUAUAUCCUGGUUUUCAAAAACACUCAGCCUGGAUUGCUCUCUUUUCCCCACCUUACAUUCUCAGCUGUUUACAUGCAUUUCAGGCAGGUUUAUAGUCUGUGGAACGAAACUCUUACAUAAAGAGUGGAGAACCCGUGAACCUCCAGGUGUUGUUGGACUCUGUCUCCCUUCGCUUCCAGUCAAUAGGGCUCAUGGUUGAGGAUGAUGGGAGUCAGAGUCAAACAACACCUGGAGGCUCUCAGGUCUUACGUUUAACAUGCACACCUUGUCUUCAUCCAAAACUGCAACUAGGUUUGAGUACAGUGGUACCUCGGAUUACAGACACUUCAGGUUACAGACACUUCAGGUUACAGACUCCGCUAACCCAGAAAUAGUACCUCGGGUUAAGAACUUUGCUUCAGGAUGAGAACAGAAAUCGCGCAGCGGCAGCAGGAGGCCCCAUUAGCUAAAGUGGUACCUCAGGUUAAGAACAGACUUCCAGGUUUCAGGUUAAGAACAGACUUCCAGAAUGAAUUAAGUUAACCCAAGGUACCACUGUAAUUGUCUUUUCUCACAUCCCACCUCUCCUCCUUUCUCUCUCUGUUGCUAAAUAUUGCUUUGCAAGCUGCUUGGAGCAAGAACCAUUCUAGGACACUACAGUGGUACCUUGGUUCUCGAACUUAAUCCAUUCCAGGAGUCCAUUCAACUCCCGAAACUGUUUGAAAACCAAGGCACGGCUUCCGAUUGGCUGCAGGAGCUUCCUGCACUCAAGCGGAAGCCACGUCGGACAUUUGGCUUCCAAAAAAUGUUUGCAAACCAGAACACUUCCGGGUUUGUGGUGUUCGGGUGCUGAUUUGUUCAGUAACAGCCAUUCGAAAACCAAUGUACCACUGUAUAAGGUUUAGUUUAGUUUAGUUUAGUUUAGGUAUAUGUCGCUUUUCCACAGUGAAUUGUGCUCCAAGUGCCUCACAACAAGCAACUCGGUGUAUCUGAGUGGUAGAGCAUCUGCUUUGUAUGCUGAAGGUCCCGGGUUUGAUCCCUGUCAUCUCUAGGUAGUGCCCUGCCUGAAACCCUGGAGAGCCGCUGCCAGUCAGUAUAGACAAUACUGAGCUGGAUGGGCUACUGGUCUGACUUGGUAUAAGACAGCUUCCUAUGCUUAUUAUCAACAUACCAAACAUUUGAAACGAUAUGUAUAAUUUUUUACAAAACAUGUCAAUCAAUUCACAUAAGACCUUAUAAGAUCAGAUAAAUAGGAUAAGUUCAACAGUACAAAGAAAUAAUCUAUAUACAGAGAAAACUCAAACGUUCAGGAUGGGGGCAGGCACAGGGAAGGCUACACUACAAGUUCUAGUCUUGCAUUCCAAGGGCCAAGCAGCCUGGCUAAAAUGCCGUUUGGGAACUAGAUAGUUCACAGCCGGCUCACUCACUAGAGGAGGCCAACACAGCCAAUGGGAAGUGCUGUGGAGGGCAAUGAUGGUAAGCCCUCUUCCCCAGGCUUCCAGGUGUUCUAACCACUAGUGCAGGACUUACUGCUGUGCCCAUUGAUGGCUUUAAUACAUAAUAAUAAUAAUAAUAAUAAUAAUAAUAAAUAAAUAAAUAAAUUAUUAUUAUUAUUCAUAGUCUCCAAGGAUGACAUAAUCAGCAGGCUGCUUCUCCAUUGUUUUGUGUCUUGAUUUCUUUAGGCAGAGAUAUUUGGGAAAGUUCUCCAAAGUGAAGAAUAUGAAGAACUGGAGGAUAAAACUGUCAUGGCUAUGGGGAUCCUUCACACAAUUGAUACAAUCCUUACUGUCGUGCAAGACCACAAGGAGGUGAGCCUUCUCCAUCACUUGUCAACAGGUGGCGCUGUGGGCCUAUUCUGUUCCACAAAACCUUUGCCUACAGCUUUCAGCCAGUCAUAAUUUUAAAACAGUUUUAAAUUUAGCUUUUUGUUUUAGGGCAACUGAUCAUUUAAACAAAAGCAUUCAGUUGUUACUUUCAUGCUAUAAACAGUCUCUGUCUCUUCUUAUUCUAGAUAACUCAACAGUUGGAGAGCAUUUGCUUACAGAUCAUUGGCCUCGUCUUGCAGAAGCACGUAAUAGGUAAAUUUAAAAAGCUGACCUUCUAGAAAAUAUUUCCAGAUUUUUUGUUUGUGUUUGUAUUGCAGAGAACUAAAUGCCAGUCUCAAAUUAGAUAUUAGAAUAUAGUACAUCCUCUUUUUCCAGCCAGCCUUUGCCAAUCUGGUGCCCUCCAGAUGUUUUGGCCUGGAUUGGUGAAGGCUGCCUUAACAACUUAUUUUCGCUGCUAUCCACUUCGGUUUAGGCAUAAAUAAGUCACCUGUUGUGAAUUUACUUUUGUUGCACAUUAGACAUAUAGAUUGCUUUCUGUAGUGCAAAUUGGAAGGCCAAUGGAACAACAGUCAAUUCAGUUCUAGACAUACCUGAGGAAUUGACAGUGGGGCACACAAUGGGAGUAUAGUAUUGUAAUGUCCAGGUUCAAAUUGCACUAAAUGUGUAGUUUUGUUUAAGCCCUGAAUCAAGUCUAUGCAGUGCUGGUUGGUAAAUUCCUUACUGUCACACCUUCAGGUGAACUGGCAAGCUUGCUGUCAGUAUACCUCAAGGAAGACAUGAUUGCAAAACAUGUUUGCUGGUUAAAAUUGCUGUAUAAAGGAUUGAUAAUGGUAUGAAUUUUUGCAGUUUGUGUGGGAUUUGCAAACUUUUAUUUUCAGACCUCAUCAGAUCUGCGGGGGUUUCCCUUUCAGAGUUCUAUGAAGAAAUCCUCUCUCUAGCAUACAGCUUGACGUGCCAUCUUAUUUCACCUCAAAUGUGGCAGCUUCUGGGUGUCUUAUAUGAAGUAUUUCAACAGGAUUGCUUUGAGUACUUUGCAGGUAAUGAGCUCUGUAGUGUGUUCUGAAAGGGGAUUGACUGAUGUUAUAAUAACCUGAGAGACUGGAGCAGUAGAUCUGUUCAAGUAACUCGAUUUGAAGUAUUAUGUUGGCUAGCAGUAGUUCAGGAAGCUAUGAUGGAGUGUAUCAAUUGUCAAUUUGUCUCAGCUGAGUGAAAACAAGCUUGCAUUGUUCCUCAGUGCUAUAGAUUCAGAGCUGCAUGUGCACGGGAUAGCCUUGUGCAGAGUGGUGUGCACUUAAUUUGGGCUGUGGCAAUCCAGUUUCUGAGACCUAUAUAAACUCUGCAUAUUGAGUAAAUUUGCACAUUUCCUCCUUCCGUCAUGUAGAAGGCUUCAGGGAUUGUCAACACACUUCUGGCAUUUCUUUGGAGCCCUAGGAACUUGUUUCCCACCCCCCCCAAGUUAUUUAUGUGUUUAUAGUGCUUAUUAACAUGUACUAUGCAAGGAAAACAACUCUACAAUGCUAACCUUACUUUUGCUCUCAAGCUUAACUGUUUUGCUUGCCUUUGUCUAGAUAUGAUGCCUCUCUUGCACAACUAUGUCACUGUUGAUACCGAUACGUUACUGUCAAAUCCCAAAAAUUUAGAGAUAAUUUACACCAUGUGUAAAAAGGUAAGUAUUGCCAUUGUUCAUACCUUUACCAACUAGGUAUCAAAAAUGAAUAUGAAAAAGUGACCGAAAAAUGUAGCACUGGGUGAAAUGUAAAGGUCACAAGUAGUCCUGUUUAGAACUGCUUUUAGCAUACAUUCUCUGCUUGCUUCCCUUCAGCAGACUUCAAACCCAGGGUCUGAGGGUCAUGCCUGCAUGUUACCCUGACAGGAUGAGUGUAGUUACUUAUACCCACUGAUUUUGGACAUGGUAUGGCUUUCUAAAAAAAACAGGAUUUUUCUGCCCACGCCAUAUGUUGGAUCCUUUUCCAAUUCUGUUACUUCUUUCACUUAGGUUCAUAGCACAUCAGCAUGCAAGACACCCACUUUACAACUAGAAAUGAUGUAUAUCCUACACAAAAACAUAUGCUAGAAUACUGUGAAUGUGUUUGUCUUUUAAAUACAUGAGCUGUACCAGCAAACAGGACAAACACUUAUUCUGUUCUUGAAUAUUCAGUUUCAGUUGCUCUUCCUAAUGUGCUUGUUCUGGGAAAAGUCCCACAGAGUAUUAGUAGAAUUGCCUUUCUCUAGUAGAGGGCCAUGCUUUGGCUCAGUUUGCUUGAGCAACACGGAGCUUUUUGCUCUGCCAUGCAUCCUCUUUGCUUUUAGCAUGCCGAGGUCUGAACACUUGAGGUAGAUCUGCUGGGAUUGACAGCUGUGCAUUGCGUGCAGGCUUUGUACUAAAUGGCCUCUUGGCCUAUUCUAGCUCCAUGAAUCUGACAGUGAGACUUGAAAACAGAAUAACAGAUCCGAGCUCUCUUGCUUUUUGCUCACUGAGCCUGUUGAGCGUAAUGUUUUGAGAACUCUUAAUUCACAUACGGAUUCAGACCACAAUGUUCAAGAUUCUACCCUGUUUUUGAAGGCUGGGGAUCAAUUUCAGUGAGUGCCACUUAACUCCACGAAAAGGAAUAAAAGUGCCAAUACUAAGACUCCCAUUAUGGGAACACCUUAAAAUUGUUACUGUUCAGAUUUACUGUUUAUCCCUCAUUUCUGUAUAAGCUCGUGUGAUUAGCCCCUCUGUUUUUAUGUCUGCUCUUCUCUUGUUAUCCAGUUAUGUUGGAUGCCUUGCUGAUUAUUCAGAUAAGAGGUCAUACUGUAUUGGAAAAUAUGUUUCUCAGAUAUGACAUGAAUGGUUCAGAACAGUUUCCAUUUACACCCUGAGCAAACAUGUUCUGUUUGGGCAUGUUUAGUAUCAACUGACAUCUCAGUAAUUUGUUUAUGGUUUUGUUGCUAGGUAUUAACUGGUGAUGCAGGAGAAGAUGCCGAAUGCCAUGCAGCCAAGCUCUUAGAGGUCAUUAUUCUGCAAUGCAAAGGGAGGGGUAUUGACCAGGUAAUCAUAGAAUCAUAGAGUGGCAUACAGUUUUUCUUUUGCUGAUGAUCAUUAGAUAGAACUAGCUUGAGAUGGGUCUAGUUUGUGCUUGGAGGAAUGGGCUAUUUGGCCUAGGUUAUUUUUUUGUAGUGCUGGGCUAGGUGUCACUUUGAUUCAGCAUGACAGAUGGGGCAAAACAUGGCUACCUUGGCAAGGAAUUCCACAGUCUAGACACAAUCACUGAGAAGGCCCCCUCUCCAGUCCCAAGAGGGCCUGCACAGAAUACCUUAGUAAGCAAGCAUGUCUUAGUAAGCAAGCCUGAAUUCUACUCAGUAUUGAUCCAGAGCAGUAUUCCAAUGAAUAGUUAGCAGAGUAAAAACUUAAACAUGUUGCAGGAGUCCCAAAAAAUAGACCAUUAAUAUUUCAUCCGGCAGAGCUUUACUGCUGUUGAAGGCAAAUAAGCAUAAUGGUCACAAAUCCAAUACAUUCAGGAUUGGCACUGUCCAUAAGAAAUCCAGUUGCAGCAGACUUAACUUAAACUUACAAUAACUUAUAAUAAGACUAAGCCUUAACACUAAGCAUGCUAUAUACAGAACACCGCAACAAAAAGAAAGAGAGAUAGAAAAGAGUGAAACCCAGGCCCCUUCUGGCCUUAUUAUUUUAGUCAGCAUGACCUUGACAGGAAGAGAUAACAGGACCUGUUUAAGCCAGCUGUACUCAGCUUCCCAAACAUCAGGAAUCUUCUUGUUUCUUUCACACAGAGAGGCUUCCAGAACCCUCUUGAAUUAAUUAGAAUAGGAAAGAUCUCUACACAUCGGAUCAAUACUUUCUGUACCAAGAAAUGUAAACUGACAGGCAGUCCUUUAGAUAUCCCAGUCCCAAACCAUAAAGGCUUUUCAAGGUCACCACCAGCCCUUUUGCCAGUCUGUUCCUUCAGUCAGACGGCCACCUGCUGCCCACUGCUCUGGGUAGGGAGGGUGAAAGGGGUGUGAGCUGCAUGGGAACCUUGUGCAUUGCCACCUUUUCCUGUUGGCAGCUGACAAAAUUGGGCAAGAGGAGAAUAGUGGGGAUGUUGAGGGGGCGAAGGGGGUCAUGGUGGGAUGCCAAAGGAGAAGAGAAAAAAGGGGGAGAGCUGGGGAAGCAGAUAAAGGAAAAGGUUGAACAAGGAGUUGGGGGAGGUUGGAGGCUUCCCCUCCAAAGCACUCUUCAUCUAUCAUAGGACCUCCAUAGUCCCCGCAAGCAUGGCCAAUGAGUGUUCCCCACACCUGUUCUAUCAAAUUGAGAAGUUACAAUCUGAUGGUGAGAAUUUAACCACCAGAUGGCGCUCCAGGUGCUUAAAAAUAUUUCAAUAAAAAUUUGCCUCUGCUUCUCUGGCCUUCUGCUUCCAAAAUUGAUUGCCAACGUUCUGGCAGUAGCUCUUCUGCUUUGUACAUUACACAAGUAUUUGGUGGUAUCAUUCAGCUGGUGGUUAGGUGGGACUCAUAUAUGACGGGCUACAAGCUAUCUCAGAGAAGUGACCAGUAUAAAUUAUGCAUAUUUAGCAGAGUUGCAUAUUUUUUCUUAUUUUGCAUACCCCCAGGGAACAACAAAGAGCUUCACAGGGUAGUGAAGCUUUGCUUCCUGAGAACUGGAAUUCUUGUUCAGCAGUUUCUUUGGCUUUCUGAGAUUUCAUCAGGCAUAGUUCCCAUUUCUUCAGUAACUGCAGGACUGAAAAACAGGCCUUUAAAAAGAAAGAGCCGAGAUUCUUAGGAAGCAGUAUUCUAGAGCCAGUAUCUCAUUAUAUGGUUUUAUAACAUAAUUUCCCCUUCAAAGUCACGUAAGGAAUUGUGUGCUGUAUAGUUGCAUGCUUGUGAGGUAGCAAUGGGGAAACCUGUGGCCCUCCAGGUGUUGCUGGGAUCCAGUUCUCAUCAGCCCCAGCCAGCAUGAUCAAUGGUCAGAGGUGAUGGGAACUGUGGUCCAGCUUAAUCAGGAGGGCCACAGGUUCCCUGACCCUUAUUCUAAGGAAAGGUAAUUCUAAUUGUAAGUUAAAGCCUUUUAAUGCCUGGAACUUUCUCUGAACAUAUUUCAUUUCUCCACUUUCCCUUUGCUUCCUCUACCCCAUGUCUCUCCUGUUUUUCUAUCCUCAGUGCAUCCCGCUCUUUGUAGAAGCUGUCCUAGAGCGCUUAACGCGAGGGGUUAAAACCAGCGAGCUCCGCACCAUGUGUCUCCAGGUGGCCAUUGCGGCCCUUUACUACAACCCUGAUCUCCUUUUGCACACUUUAGAGAACAUCAGAUUUCCUCACAACCCAGAGCCCAUCACUGCACAGUUCAUAAACCAGUGGAUGAAUGAUACAGAUUGUUUCCUUGGGUAGGUGUCCGGUGGUUUUUCUUUUUUCUUUUUUAAAAGCUUAGGGCUUCUUGGAAAGCGACUUUUUAUUUUGGUUUGCGUAGAGGGUCCAGGAAAAUAUCAAAACCUGUGUGGAGCGAGGAUUUUCCUUGACCUUCCCCACCAACUGCAGCUCCAGAUUGUACUCUGAUAUAUUUUUCCCAACAAAGAAAAUCUAUUUGGCUCAUUUUUAAAAAAUAACAUCAUUUCCUCCAAUCGUUUUGUUUUAUAUAUAUAUACACACACACACACACACACACACACACUUUAGCUGUGUUAUGUUAAGAAGACUCCACGUCAGCCAUAGAAAUCCUCAGAAAUUACUAACUGGCAAGAAGAAAAAAUACUAGCCAUUGCUAUGUUUGCUUGGUAUAGAUGAUAUAGAUAUAGAUAUCUAAGAUGGUUCCCAAAGCAGCUUACAAUGAAAAUCCAUACCAAGGUGCAAUUAUAAUUAGGGAUAUGUUACAGGUAGGUAGCCGUGUUGGUCUGCCGUAGUAAAAAAAAAAUAAAAAAAUUCCUUCCAGUAGCACCUUAGAGACCAACUAAGUUUGUCACUUCUUCUAAAGAAGUGUGCAUGCACACGAAAGCUCAUACCAAUGACAAACUUAGUUGGUCUCUAAGGUGCUACUGGAAGGAAUUUUUUAAUUUUGUUUCAAUUAGGGAUAUGUCACUGUGCAGAAGAGGGAAGAUGCUUUUAGCCUCUGGCUGUUGGUGGUAUCAUCUUGAUUCCAGGCUGUUCUUUCCAGGGGACAUACAGGCAGGCUAGGUUGCUGGCUGAUAGUAAAGGUGAUUACCCCGCCCCUUGCAACGUCUUCUAAUAGUGCCUGAAUGGGUGGGGUGGGGGUAUUUCAGGCAAACCUCCCAAAUGAGAAAGGUAAAAUUAUCUUGUGGAAAUGAUCAGAGGGGGCAAUUGCAGUGGAGGUUUUACUGUUCUUUAAAAUUGGCAGCUUUUUAAAGAAAAAGAGAGAUGUCCCAUCCCCAUAGUUGAAAGCCGAUUCCUUCUAAAACCAUUUUGGAUACACCCCCCCCCCCACGACAAACAGCUUCCAUACCCCAAUUCACCACUUGCAAAUGAGGUGGCAAAUUGUAAGUUCCCUCCCCUCAUCCUGAAAUCAUUUUUGGGAGCUGAAUCUCACCCCUGAAGUAAAAGUGAAACAGCAGCCUCCAAUUCACCAUUUGCAAAUGGUAUUUUGGACCCCCUCCCCCAAAAAAUCAUAGGCUUUAUGCCUUCCCUCUCAGUGCAUGUAGUGUGUGCCUCCCAAUUCUGUCUUAAUGGGUGUAUAGAAGUCAUUUGCUCUAUAUAAAGUCAGGAGUUUUAAAAUGUUGUGCUUCCCACAUGCAGCAUCUGUGUGAGUAAGGGAUUUUUCACAACCUGUGCAUGGCAACAUUUAUACUGAGCUGUAAUUUCUUAACGAUAAGGAAUUUCAGAUCAUAGUUCAAUCUGUUGUGUUGCUGAAUUUUGUUGUGUUCGGAAGUCAUUUUCUGUAGACGAUCACGAUGAACAGUAACAGAGUUGUCCUUUAAGGCUGAGGAGGAAACAUUUAACAAGAACCGGAAGCCAUUUACUGUGGCUGUCUUGACAUCUUGUAAUAUUCGUUCUUGUCUUGGAGUCGAUGUUAUGUAACUGCAAAGAAUUACAGUGUCUCAUAAAUGCAGUUUUAACAUGACAUUUACUGCUCUGGUGAGUGCGUUGUAAAAGGGCUUUAUUACAUUCUGUGGUUAGGGGAGCUAUCCAGCUUUCAAAGGUGCAUCAGCGGCAGAAUGUAACUCUUUAGUAUAUAUUUUAAAAUAAAAAGGCUUUUUGUCCUGUUGUGCCAAUUAAAAAACAGAAGGCACUUCAUUCAGUUUUCUUUGCUUCUAAGACUUUCCCUCUUAGGCGAUGGUUACAUCAUGACCAAUUUAUCUAAGGCUAAGGGGCAAGAGUGGACAACUUAUUUGGCACUAAGGGCCUAGUUUUUGCCAUCAUAUUCUUCAUCUCAUUAUAAAGAUUAGAAACUUUUUUAAAAAUUUAAAACUGAGGUUUUCCGGAAUUCAACAAACAUCCAAGAGCAGAAGACCUUGGCUUAGCUAGCAAAUGCAGACAGUGGCUAAUUCUGCAUUUGAACCUCUUGUACCUUCUGCAUUCUAUACUGCUGCCACCUUGUGUUUAGGAAGGAAGCUAUGUUCCUGCACUGCAUGGGGCUGGACUAGAUGACCCUCAUGUUCCCUUCCAACUCCACAAUUCCAUGAUUCUAAGAACUUACACUGAGCCUGUUGGUCCAUCUAGCUCAGUACUGUCUACACUGACAGUCAGCAUAAACAUUACUGAACUAGAUGGACCAAUGGUCUAAGCACCUUCCUGUGUUCCUGUGUUUUAUUUUAAAUAUUAUUGUUUUAGCGCUGUUUGUCCCCUUUGGUUCCUUAGGUAGACUGGAUGGGACAUAAAUUUAAUAGAUAAUACAGUUAACGAUGAUGGGGAUUUUCUAGUCCAGCCACAUCUGGUGGAGGGCCACAGGUUCCCUAUCCUUCCUCUAUAGGAAUGUCUCCUAAAGAAAGGAGACCAAAGACAUGGGCAAUUCAUUCUAUGCUCAUUCAAACCUUGCAAGCUUGAAGCUCUCUUGAUUCCUGUUCUGUGAUCUCUGUCUCACUAAAGGCCCAUUUUGAGUUACCCUCAUGGUCUUGAAAAUAUAUUUUCCCCUCCACAGUGAAUCCUCUUGUGAGUUACUUGAAGGAUAUUCUUAACAAUUUUGUUUCUUAAAAUAUAUGUUGGGCCCAGUUGCAGCAUUAAUUUAAGAUAGAGGCACGUGCUUUGAAUGCUGAUAACACUUUACAAUAAAAGGAGCAUCCCAAGUCUUUGAGGUAAAAAAAUCCCCCCCCCCGCGCUCUCCCUUCUCCCCGCCAAAUAUUUCACUGUUUAUUGCUCCUAUUUGCAGUGGUCCGUCUGCCAAUUUUCAUUCCGUACAAGAGUGCUCUUCAGCCCAAUUGAGAUUAAUUUUUCUGUCAGAUUUAUAGUAGGUCCCACGUCAUUAUAAUUCUCCAGAGGGCAGGGCAUCUGCUUCAUUAGUAACCGCAUGUGUUUGUUUAGCAGCGGACUCUUUGCAAAUUAUUAUUCUUGGGCGGGGGGAACUUUGGAUAAUAACUGGCUAUGCCGUUUUACAGGGAUGUAACAGCACUUCUGUGCCCAGGAAAGACUCUAAAAUCUGUGCCACGUUUUUUCAUUCCAUUUUUUGUGUGUACAGCCUUUUCAGUUCUUUUCAAAUCGUAUUAUUUUGUAUUAUUUCAAACCAUAAAUGGCCUCUUUUGUUAGUGUCAGGGGCCACAUGAUAGGACCACCUUGGACACCUUUGGAUACAAGGUGGAGUAUGCACUUAGUAAAAUGUUUAAACGAUGAGCAGGGUCGGCCCACCCAUGAGGCAAGGUGAGGCGACCACCUCGGGUGGAAGGAUCCGCAGGAGCAGCAGAUCCAGCCUCCAAGGAAUGCUUCACCCUGCUGCUUCCGCCCCUGCCCAAGUGGCAGCAACAGCUGUGGUAAGCUCCUUGGAGAUGGGAACUGCUGUCUCCUCAGCAUCCGUACUCCAGUGCCAGCUCUACAGCGGCUUCUUGGCGAAUAUAAGGCACUGCUGGUCUCCUCCCACCCUUGUUCCCAUUGUAGAAGUUCACUCACUCCUUCUUCCCUGGAGGGGGACAGCGUUUUGUGGUUUGCCUCAGGUGUCAAAAUGUCUUGGGGCAGCCCUGAUAAUGAAUUUCCCACACAGUCAAAAGAGCAAACAACUCUUCUUUUUCCUCAAACCCUGCUCCGCCCUCCUACUCCAAACAGGUGACUGCACAUUGUCACCCUCCUCUGACUGCUUGCUUGUUUCUGUGUGGUGACCAAUACGUAGACCCCCGUCAUGCCGUUCUGCAGCAUGAAAAUUUGAAUGCAUGAUGUAAAUGAGAAACUUAAUUGGAGUUCUACUAUGGCUGCCACUUCAAAUCCUUUGGCUGAUGUUUGGGUUUUUCUUCUUCUUCUAGCUCCCGUCUGAAUUUUGCUUCAGGAUUUUCUGCAUCUGGUGAAUUUUUAAAUACAUAAUCAAAAGUUAUGUUCAUUCCCGUUAAACAGUGUCUAUAAAAAAAGAAAGGAAAAGCAGUAUUGGGCCUAUGUAAAGGAAGCAUCCUCGUAUGGGUUGUCCUCAUCUACUACCCAAGACAGGGAGGCCUCUUUCAGAGAGCCUAUUUGGUUGUUAUGCUGCCACCUCUGAGAGUGAUUGGGAACCAGAGCAGAGCCUCCCAGGCUGCUCUGAAAGUAAUCCUCAGCCUUUGACAGCUGAGAUGUGUUUAUAUACACAUCUCUGUUUUCUGAUUUAAACUGUAUUGGUUUCUUGUUUAAUUUCUUUUACCUGGUUUUAAAUUGUGCGACUAUAAAUUGUUGUAACGUGGUCUGAGAUCUCAUCGUGAAGGGGUUUUAAAUAAACCUGUAAUAAAUAAAAAUGGGAGAUUCUCACUCAUUUGUGUGCAUGUGUGUUUAGCCUCCAUGACAGGAAGAUGUGCAUCAUAGGGCUGAGCAUUUUGAUGGGGCUGCCCAACCGACCUCCCGCAGUAGAUGCCGUGGCGGCUCAGAUUGUUCCGUCGGUCCUCCUUCUCUUCCUGGGACUGAAACAAUUGUGUGCCACCAGGCAGCAUACGGAACAUGAAGAACAUGCUAAAUCUGAAAAGAAUGAUGCAGAAGAUAAUGGUAAAAUAAUUAAUAUACAUGUGUGCAUUUCAUUGGAAAUGGAUUUGGAGAGGGCAGGGGAGAGAUGGUUGCUAUAGCAAUACUGUUUCAUCAGCUAUCAUUUUUCUAUUUGUUACUAGCAAAAAUACCUGUCAUAAUGUCUUUCAGCUUCCUUGAGAGGGAGGGACUGCAUAUUUAAAAAAAAUUCAGAAGUACUUUACAUUCCCAUAUUGCGUUGCAGAAUAACCCUCUCUGAGAAUUGGGCCACCUCCUAGAAGGAUGAUGGUUUAAUGUUUGCCUGAGUGUAGUGCUUUCCUUAUUCUACAUAGGUGAAAUGCAAUCGCUCAUUUAUGGGAUAGCACUGGGGCCAGUUGUUCAGGAAAUUUAGAAUAUUUUUUGCUCCCCCCCCAAAGCGCCCCAUUAAAUCCUGAAUAUAUUGUGACAUGCCUUCUAUAAAAAUAAACUUUUUAACAGAAGAGAUUCCAAGUGAUGAAGAGGAGGCCAAUGAAGUCAGCCAGGAGAUGCAGGAAAACCAUACAGGUGGUGGCGGUGAUGCAGGAGAUGAAGAUGAUGAUGAUGAUGAUGACUGGGAUGAUGAUGCACUGGAAGAAACUGCUUUAGAAGGUUUCAGCACCCCUAUCGACCUGGAUGAUGGUGUGGAUGAAUACCAGUUCUUUACACAGGCACUACUAGGUACACACAUCUGAAACCUAGAGCAAUAGCAACAAAACCCACAAAUGUCUUUUGUCUUCUCCAAGGCUACAAAGUCUUUGUCAGAUUCAUUGUCAUCUUUGGAGCACAACAUUCAGUCAGCUUAUUGGCCAACUUUCAGUCCAAAACAUGCACUCUGUAUCCUACAAGGAUUCUGUGAAACACUAGUUGAACAGAAGAUAGAGGAACCCUGCUAAGCUGGAAAACUCUUUGUUUUCUUCUUGCAUUUCAGAAAGAGAAUUGCAAUCUCAAGCUGUUUUUCUGGGAAGGGUUAGCAUAGCCUAACCCUGAUUUUAUUAGCAUAGCCUAACUCAUAACUUUCUCCCAUCGUCAGAAGGAUCAUAGUCAAGUGGUAAAAAAACAUAUUUUUAUGCCAAAUGUCCCAGAUUCAGAUGUACACAAGUCUAUUUUAUUCAGGCAGAUUGUAAUGUUGGCUUUGGCAGUCAGAACUCUGGUUCAAAUCCUCUUUGGCCAUGACAUUCAGAUGUUGGCUUUGGGCAACUCUCUCUCAGCCUAACUUACCUCCCUGGAUUACAGUGGUACCUUGUUUCUCAAAUGGCUUAGUUGUUGAACAAAUUGGCUCCUGAAUGCCACAAACCCAGAAGUAAGUGUUCCGGUUUACAAAUUUUUUUUGGAAGCUGAACGUCUGAUGCGGCUUCCACUUGAGUGCAGGAAGCUUUGGAAGCCGCAUCUUGGUUUUUGAACAGUUUGGGGAGUCAAACAGACUAUCGGAACGGAUUAAGUUUGAGAACCAAGGUACAAAUGUACUUUGAAAACAAAAUGAGUUAUUGCUUCAUCAGGCGUCCUUGAGAUUCUCAGAACAAGGGCAGGAUACAAAGAUGAUAGGUAAAUUAAUGCUUACUGGGGUGGGAUGAUUAAAACCAACAAGCUUAGGGGAAGGGCUGUAGCUGAGUGAUAGAGCAAGUAUUUUGAAAACAGAAGGUCCCAGACUCAAUCCCUGGUAUCUCCAGGUAAGGUUAGGAAAAGAUCCUUGCCUAAAACCCUGGACAGCCACUGGCGGUCAGCAUAGAUAAUACUGAGCUAGAUGGACCAAUGGUUUAACUUAAUAUAAGGCAGCUACUUGUCUUCCCAGUUUGUCAUCAGAGAUAAGUUGCCAAGUAUGUCAGUACAGUCUUUGCUCACUGGAACAGAUAUUUCAGCUCAAUAUACUGAAGCCAAAGGUAGAAGAUUUCUACUUGUGAAAAGGGUUGCUUUAAUGAUAAUGGAGGAAGGUUGUGGUGGGUUGUGUAUCUGCCUUUUCUUUCUGAAACUUUCUUAAAAGAAAGACCAUUAUUUCUGUGUUGAUAGCGAUACAGAGCCGAGAUGCAGCCUGGUACCACUUGCUGACAGCACCACUCAGCAAUGAUCAGAAGACUCAACUGCAGGGCAUCUGUGCAUUAGCUGAACACCGGAGGAGUUCAGCAGGUGAGUCUGUUUAUUUACUCUGUUGCAAGGAUGUCUGUAGAAGCAUGAAUUGUACAGUGCACAAAUAAGAAUUUUAAUAUUUGCAACCAUGUCAAGUAAUUCAAGCUUCCUCAAGUUUAAAAUAAUAAAAAAACAAGUCUUAAUGUUUGUAUUAUUCUGAUUGCACAAAGAGAGAAGCACAUUCAAUAGAUUUUGCUUGCUUUUGCUCAUUGUAAGCAGCCUUUGAGUACUGGAUACUCUUUGGAGGAGGGGAGGUAUCUUCAGUUCACAAGGGCUUCUAUCCUUUUAAGAGGGACAGAUAAGUCUUCAGAUCAAAAGAGAGAAUUCUCACUGGUCCUUAUCUUCCCUGUAGAGAAGACGAAGAUAGAGAAGUGCAAGGGAACAUUUGGUGAGAGAGAAAUUGGAGGCAAUAAAUAUGAAACAGACACCGCAGACAGCAGCAGUAUGUAUAGGAUGGAGAAGCACAACUCAGAGGAGACUGUGCAAGCAUAGCUCUUCUUCUGCCCUCCCAACUUUCUCUGUUUCAGUAAGAAAGGACAAAGAAACUUUGGUGAGAGAAGUAGAAAUGGAGUUAUGCAGCGAGUUUUAAAAGUCCACUGAGAUUAAAUUACAAAAAAGCAUUUGUUGCUUUCUAUAUAUUGCCACAAUAAAUAAUCUAUCAACAUAGUUCUUGGAACCAUAGCUCAGUGACACAGCACAUGCUUCAAAUUUAGGCUCCUUGUUUUGUCCCUGGCAUCCCCAGUUCGAAGGAUUAGAUUGGUAGGUAAUGAUAGGAACCUCUGCUUGCCACUCUAGAGAGCUGCUAGACAAAGUAGAUGGCACAGCGCUAGAAGGACCAAUGUCCUGACUCAGCAUAAAGUAGCUGUCUAUGUUCCUUUGUUAGGCCUUGUUAGAGGUCCACUUUACAUGGUUAACAAUUGUCACUUGGUAUGUAGGACCAGUGAUCUCUACAGAGAAUUAAAGGUAAAGGUAAAGGUACCCCUGCCUGUAUGGGCCAGUCGUGACCGACUCUGGGGUUGCGCGCCCAUCUCGCUUAAGAGGCCGGGGGCCAGCGCUGUCCAAAGACACUUCCGGCCAGCGUGACGAAGGUGCUCUGGCGAGCCUGCACCAGCGCAGCACACGCAAACGCCGUUUAUCUUCCCGCUAUAAAGCGGUACCUAUUUAUCUACUUGCACUUAAGGGUGCUUUUGAACUGCUAGGUGGGCAGGAGCUGGGACCGAACGACGGGAGCUCACCCCGCCGCGGGGAUUCGAACCGCCGACCAUGCGAUCGGCAAGUCCUAGGCGCUGAGGUUUUACCCACAGCGCCACCCUGUCCCUGUCUACAGAGAAUUAGUUGCACACAAAUUGAGUUUAGAGACUCCCUAAACAGUCUCUGCAUUUCCCACCGUUAUUAGGACAGGAAGCUUAACCAAAUGAAUUAUACAGGAAUAGAUUAUUUCUACUUGUAUGAUACACCUAUAUAUUACCUGCUUGUCCGUACAAGCAAACUGUGGAAAUGGGUGUUCUUGAGUGGGUGUUCUUCUAUUGGGCUCAGUAUUUUUCCCUUUCCACUACAGAAUAUUACCCAUCUCCAGUAGUGGAGGGACAAUAUAGAGGUAUACAAAUCUGCAAGAUUAUUUUGUUCCCCCCGCCUUGGUGGUACUUCAGAAAUUUCAAUCUUUUAAGAAAAUAAAUGCAUGCAUUUUGAAGGAGGUUCAUUAGUGCUUUAAAAAAAACAUACUUUCUUUCUGUCUCUUACACUUAUUUCUUUUUAAUUCUAGAAUCAAAGAGGAUAGAGCAGCAAACGGGCUUCACAUUUGAUAACAAAGGACUGGUCUCUUCAUUUAACUUUGGCAAUCCUCCAGGGAGCAACUGAAGGAGGAAAAGACGAAAGCUUAAGGGACUCUGCAGAAUAUUUCAUUAUUGCAUUUUAUUAAAACAGCAACACACAUUUGUGACUUGUGAGCAGACAAGGGAAGGUAAUGGAGUGCUCUGAAAGAUGAUUUCCCUUUGGGAAAGGCAGCGGUCAACCCUCUUUCCUCUCAUUAGGACACUCUUUCUAACCAGCUACUGUAAUGUAUAAAUUCUUGUGGUAUUUUUCUAAGUUGUUGGACUGAAGAACGUCUCUGUUCCUGCUCUUCCCAAUGAAAUGGGGAAGCAGCUGUAUGGAAUUGGAUUGAGUUGCACUUCUCAGGUCUUUGCCAUGUGAAAUUGAAGGGGUCCUAUGGAUAACAGUGCCUUCUGUUGUAUAUGGAUUGCCUGAACAAAUAAUUUUGGAGUGCAUAGUGCAUUUUUUUAUUUUAUUUUAAGGAAGGACAUUUAAUAGGCACACUUCAAAUCUUGCUUUCCUCUGGUGAAAUCAUGGCUGUAUUUUGUCAGUCACAAACUUCACACCGUUGGCUACGCAAACCUUUCAGCUUUCCUGAGUUCAUCUGUAUGUGUCCAGGGUAAUAAUUUAUCUUGGAGUUAUCAAGAAUAACCUUUAUGUUCACAGCUGUUACCAGAAAGCAGACCUUCCCAUGGAAAAUGUUUCUUUAGAUUUAUACUUGGGGUUCAUUAAUGCAGUGGUUUUCAAACUAUCUGCCUUGAGGGAAUCCUUUCUGUGUCGCCCUGUCUACCAAGGAAUCCAUUGUGCGUUGCAGUAGGUCCUGGAGCAUAGCCCUUCUGACUUUUUGAGCCUGCAACCUGACAUGUUGGGUCUCACUAUUCUCUUUUUCAGGGAAGCUGGUUUGCCAGGCUCAAUCUUAUUAUGAGCCCAAGGUGUCUCCAGAACAGUUUGGAAGCUAUUGCUUUUAAUGGAGGCAUUGUAAUUAUUUGUGGGGGGGACAGUUUGUAGAUGUAGCAAUGAUGUACCUGGCCUGGCAUAUUCAGAUCUAGAACUAUCCCAUUGCUCUUGUGGAUUUAUUGAUGUAUUGGUAAUCAAACAGUGGUCUUUGCAAGCAGUGUUUCUUUAUAUUGUCAUCUGUCUUUGACAAGAAUGAGGUUUUCCAGCCAUGCCUGUGGUGAAAACUUACGCUUUAAAUAACUAUUUUUAUUGGCUGCAUCACUCAGGUUGUAUCCAGCAACUGAGUGCUCACAAAAAUAAAUAAAUCUUAGGUUUAAAAGGCCAGCCUCCCGUAACAUCAGAAAUGAAUUGGAACUAGGCAUUGGUGAGCAGAACAUGAGAAAAAUGGUCAGGUAGACAGGAGUGGCACAGAACAAUGAGCCUAUGUUCAUAUAGCUUACCUUGCAUAAAGGGAAGAAGUGUCUUAAGAAACCAGGCAUCUGAUGGAGACUGGAUUGAGUUUCUGGACUACCACUUUCCUAUCCCUGGUACUCAUUCUCCUUCAUCUCCCACUGCCCAUUGUUGUAGCAUAUGUUUCCCAUGCCAUAAUACUGGGUGCUCAUGUCUUUCUUCAGAUGUUUGUUACUGAGGGAACUUGGUGUUUGAGCCUUACCAGUUCUCCAGUCACACUUGAUGGCUGUAUCUAGUGAGGAAUUUUCUGUUUGCAUGUACCAAUUAAUACAAAAUACAUGUAUGCCAAGUUGAUUGUGAAAGACAUGUGCAGUGCACAUUUCAAGUACAGCUUUCCCUUUUUAAAAUACACAUAAGUGACAAGUGGGCAAGAAUCAAACCACCUCGCUGGUUUGUUUACAAGGGGAAAGCCACAUUUGAAGCAUGCACGCAACCUUCAUAACUGAUGCAUUGGUACCCAGGCACAAAAUAUAUUGUGAGAUGUGGUUUUCAGUGUUCAGGAAAAACGUUGAUUCUCUUUCCCAGAACUGUUUCACAUAGGUAUACCUUGAGGAACACAGGGUUAAGCACUAAGCAAAGAUAAUGAGUUUUGUAUCUUUCGGAAGAAGCAUCAAAAAUCUGGUUUGAGGGACGAACAACCUGAAGGUGAGGAAGGAGCUUCCUUAUGAGAUAGGGAUGUACUAGGCAUUUUUCAAAAACAGCCCCAGCUCUUCAUGCCUGUCACAUUUAAUCACCUAAAGCCAUUCAUCACUUAAGAAACUGUAAGGGAAGGUGGUUUAAUUAAGGGUUUGAAUUAAGACACACAUUUCCUUGAUUCCCUUGUUCAGUUUGUGCUUAAGCUUCCCCUCAACUCUAUGUGGCUAGAAGACUAAAUUUGUCUGCAAAUAUUGAUCGUCUGAUGAAAAUGCAAAAUUUGGGAUCAUUGAUAGGUUUGUAGUAAAGGGCUUGGCUUUUUGUGAUGGACCAUAAGAAGGAACUGGGGUUCUUUCUCUAAUUGAAACAGUGAAGACUAUUCUGUACAGAGGCAAAGCAGGGUUUGCCACAAAGUGUGCACCAAACAAGGAACUACAUCCAGUGUGGCUUCCUGAACGGCUGACCAGGCCAACAGCCUCUGUCAGUAUCAAUCAGAUUUUACAUUAUUAAGUGUACAUUUAAAACUUUUGGUGUGCCUCUAAAAAUUCUAAGUUGGCCUAGAGACUCUGAGGAGCUAGAAUGCAAAUGUCAUCUAACUUCUUAACUAAUAUGCUGAAUGUGUGCCUCCUUUUAUAUUUGUUUUGAUUCUUUGAUAAUUCUGCCCCUUUUCUCCCAAAGUCAUUUCCUGUAAAUGCUUUAGCCCAUUACAGUCAAUUUCCUUUGUCUGUCCUGGAAUGUGUUGUUAUGCAGUUGGUCAGGAGACAUCUUGCUGGGCAGUAUUGGUGUGAGGAGGGGGCAGAGCAAGAGAGAUUGAGAGUUUGUUGCUCUUCCCCCCUUUCACAACAGAUCUUUGUGCAAAUAUGUCAGCAAAAUAAGUAUAAUUUCACGCAUGCAGGAAGGGGAUCCACGUAGAGCUGACUUUGCUUUCUUUUGAAGCAUUCAUUUAAAUAUGAUUAUCUUGGAUAAAAGAUUUGAAGUGUCUUCCAGGAUUGUGAGCAGCUCACUGAUGACGUGUUUCCUCCCCAUAUAUAUGUCUGUCAUAUUUUUGUAUGUUAUACAGUGUUAUGACAGGCAUGACUCAAGAGAACAGUUCCUUGAUCUGAAAGCUUCAUGUUGAGGGUGACCAUUGGAAAUUCUGAAAUUUAAUGAUAAGUUCACAUGUACCUGUUCAGUACUGACUGCAUUAACAAGUUCUGUCUUACAUUCAUGUAUCAGAGAUAAAACACCACAGAUAAAAGCCUCCACAUUGCCUUACACCACCCAAAACACAGUGCUGUUCUUCAGCUGAGUCAGUUCACUCUAUGAACUGCUGGUUUCCAACCACAAUCAAGUGUAGAAAAACCAAGUGAUGUACAUGUGCAUGUGUGAACCAAUCUUUGAGGAAAUAGAAGUCCUCAAACUGACUCGACAACUGGUGCCAACUUUUACUUGACCUGACAGAUCUGUGGAUAUUCUAGGAAAUAAGAGUUUGUACUGUCUAAUCUUCUGCAACUGUAAAUGUUCUAGGUAAACCUGUUGUUACAUUUCGACUCCCCCCCCCCAACAAAAAAUAGUUGCCAGCUACCACAACCUCCCCUUUCCACUUUUUGAAGGCUGAAACAACUAGCAUGACUAUCACAACCAAAUUAACUCAUUAAAACAAUGAGGACCAUUAAAACCAGGACCAUUUUAUGCUAAAUUUUGAAUUGGACUUGUUUUUUUCUUUAGUAGAGCUUUGGGCACUGAUAAGGGGGCUGAAAUCACCAGCAGGGGGUCUUUCAUUGACAUAUGAGUGUGAUUACUCCCUCCCCUUGCUUUUUCUUGUGUAAAAGACCAUAUGUCAUGUUACCUGCAUGACCCUUUUCCAUCUUUAAAUGUUUAUUUACCUUUGACUGUUCUUGUAAAAACUUUGAAGUGUUACCCAAUAUUGUCUUCCCGCUACCUCAGGUAACAUCAGAUGGAAUCUGUCACAUGGGAGCAGCCCACCACCUGUGUUUUCCUCUUAGAAACUGGGAUUGUUCUUCAUGGCUUCUGUGUAGUCACACACAUGGGUUCUGCACUUGUGCACAGCAACAUAAGGGAUUUUUAAUUUUUUUUUUUAGAUCUUAAGAAAGCAGGGAUGGAUGUGAUGCUGUUGCUCAAGGGGCAGACAAGUUCCUUUCCACCCUGAUCUCUUUCAGUCACAUGGCCUCAAUUUUUCUGGUAUUACCUGAAUACUACAAAGGAAGGAGCUAUCUCAAGGGCUCCCCAGGAAACAUGAGAAGAGCCUUGAGAUUUGCUGCUGUAUAAUUUGAAUUGAUAAGCUUUCUUUAGACUUCUCUCACAAGGACUCAGGUGGGUUAUGGCAAUAGUCCUUUACCUUUUUUAAACAUACACACACAUUGUGAUUGCAAGUGACUCUGAAAUGAAUAUUUAUUCAAGACUACUUAUAGAGUUUUGGGCCCAAACUAGGGUGUUAGAUCUCAGUCCUCCCAAGUCUGCUGAACACUCUAGCUACUGUGCCUAGCUGACGCUUGACUGAAGUUGGGUUGUUUCUGUCCAAUGCUGAACAAUACAGAAAGCUUUGUUGCAAGACUUAAUCAUUCUUGUGCCAUUCUGGGCAAGUUCUACAUUAGAUUUUGUAGCCAUGAAAUUGUAAGUGGUCAGUGUAACUGCUUACAAUUAAAGACUGUCUUUCUGAAUGGGUCAUCCAUAUCAUUCACUCCUUUUUUGCCACUGUCCAGGAGUCUGCUAUAGUUAACCAUCAAGCCCCAAAGGGUUCGCCCAGGUAACCUAUUUAUUGAGCAUUGAUCUUCAUUUUGCUUGCACAAAGGUUAUAUGAUGUUCACUCUUUAUUGAAUAUUCAUUCUGGUUUGUUUGCGGGGACAAUCAGUUCACUUCCCUAUCACUUUCCUAACGGUAGAAAGUCUUUAUUUAAAAGUGGAUUGGUUGCGCCAGAGCACUUUAAUUGCAUAAACCUAAAUUUCUAAUAUGUGAUUGAAUCCUGCCUGCAAAAUAGUGGCAGCCCUAGUGGUGACCUACGUAAGUUGUAUACAAUGACCAUUUUCAUUAUAGUCUCCCAUGUGUGCCAUUUACAGCAAUUCCUGUAAGAGUCAUUCCAUGGAAGCAAUAUUUUUCUCUUGGCAAUACCACUUCAUUAUGAACCUGAGGACCAUCCUUUCUGUGUGUGCUUGUUUACAGGAUGACUUGUACUCCCAAGUUACUCUUUGUCUGAGCAUUGCACUUCAGAGUUUGUUGGACUGUCUUGAUUUUGUUCCUUUUUACCUCUGAAUGCUGCCUUUAGGCUCCAGCUGUACCUGUGUGAUAGUUCAUUGCAUCCAGAGAGCUAAAUAAAAUUAUGGAACUCUUCAUAACGAACAAAGGUGCUGCACCUUGUUCUAGAACUGGUAGAAAGUGCUACAGGCUCCCCAGUAUUUGAAAUCUUCCAAACUGCCUGUUUCAAUACAGUGAGAAGGGUUUGGGGAGCCCUCGUUUUGCUUUCUGGGCUUAAGAACUGUCUCAUGGGAUCAGACCAAAGCCCCGUCUACUCUAGUGGGUAGUCAUAUGCCUCUGAAGUUCAUAAGCAAGGCACAAAGGUUAUUUUUUAAAAAAGAUUUCUGCCCUGCUGUUCUACUGCCGAUGCAAUGUUCAGGGCAGCUCAAAAGCAAUUUAAGAUCAGAGUGUCAUGAAAUACAACAAAGGCAGAGACCACAUAAAACAGCAUAUAUUUACCAGCCUAUGGGGACAAGCAAGCAUCCUUAAAUAAAGGCCUGCUUUAUCACACACUCCAGAUUCUGAAAAUAACUACAGGCAAAUGAAAAUGAAUGCACAGGCAGGUUUUUGCUAAAAGUUUGUUUUUUUAAAAAGCAGGGUCCAUUCAGCUUGGAUCCAUGAUCACAGGAGGGAACGCUCCAGGACUUUUUGUUGACAGAACUGAUACUUGCUAUAACAGGCAAGGGGGAGAAGGGGGUGAGGACCUGAUGCUGAUGUGAGGAAUUAUUCAAAGCAUCUUUUUGAUGCCAGGGAUCAUUCCUACAAUUAGGUUUGUUACACCUAGAUUUUGCUUCCCAUUACAAAAAGUCCCAAAGCAAUUUACAACCAAAGUAAAAAUGCAAUAAUAAAAAUCACAUAAGCAUUUCGAAAACUUUGUCAUUAAGAGCUGUGGAUGCAUUCUUUGUGCCAGACACCCC
This is a messenger RNA of Podarcis lilfordi (Lilford's wall lizard), 44048 nucleotides long. The record is from the annotation of a GenBank genome assembly. Lineage: Eukaryota; Metazoa; Chordata; Lepidosauria; Squamata; Lacertidae.